Molecule: messenger RNA, 399 nt
Organism: Trichomonas vaginalis G3
Lineage: Eukaryota; Parabasalia; Trichomonadida; Trichomonadidae
Exons: 1
Coding region: 1-399 (132 amino acids)
Source: RefSeq, a predicted model, not a curated record
AUGAAUCUUUCCAACGCUCAGCUAGACGGCCACGACCAUCCUACGUCACCUCUAGCUGAUCAAGUCUUUUCCCCUAUGUCAGCAUUGACAAGAGGUCUUACCAGUCCAUCAAAAGUUUUCGAUUUUAACAUUGGAGUUUUCAAUGACUUCAAUGACGUUAGAUACAACGAUGCAUCCGAUCCAAUAUUUAACGACGAUUUGUUCCUCUCUCCUAAAAAGCCAGUUAUUGACCGCAAUAUUCCAAUACCGAUAAUAAACCAAACAACAACGAAACGAAUUAUAGAUAGACCUGCUCAAAAAGUACAGAAGGCUCGUUUUGUUAUGAAGCCAUUUGCUACUUUUGACUCAAUAGAAUUAACAGUUAAAUCGUUAAAUAGCAUAUCCACUAUUAAGGUUUAG